UUUUCUUCCUUACAAGUGUCGAAUGCAACUCAUAAAGCCAUCGAGUUGCUUGGGUUUAAGCAGAUGACAGAGGUGCAAGCGAGAUCGAUUCCACCUGCCAUGACCGGCAGGGAUAUUCUUGGUGCUGCCAAGACUGGAUCGGGUAAAACGCUGGCGUUCUUGAUUCCUGCCAUUGAACUGCUGCACAAGUUACAAUUCAAGCCUCGCAAUGGUUGCGGUGUGUUGAUUAUUUCACCCACUCGUGAGCUGGCCCUCCAGAUCUUUGGGGUUGCCAAAGAGCUUUUUGAGCAUCAUAGCCAGACCUUUGGUAUCUUGAUGGGUGGUGCUAAUCGUAAGGCAGAGGCAGAGAAACUAGGCAAGGGCGUCAAUCUCAUUGUUGCUACUCCUGGUCGUUUGCUUGAUCACCUUCAGAAUACAAAGAGUUUUAUUUUCAAGAAUUUGAAGAUGCUCAUUAUCGAUGAAGCCGAUCGUAUUCUAGAGGUUGGUUUCGAAGAGGAAAUGCACAAAAUUAUUGGUCUAUUGCCAACCGAACGACAAACCAUGUUGUUUUCUGCCACACAAACCACAAAAGUGGAAGAUCUUGCCCGAGUCUCGUUGAAAAAAGCACCGCUAUACAUUAAUGUCGAUGAGCACAAGGAUAUGGCAACAAAUGAGGGUUUAGAGCAAGGCUAUGUUAUUUGUCCUUCUGAGCAGCGAUUUCUACUUUUGUUCACGUUUUUGAAGAAAAAUUUGAAGAAAAAGAUUAUUGUUUUUUUUUCAUCUUGCAAUUCUGUAAAGUACCAUGCCGAGUUGCUCAAUUUUAUUGAUAUCCCAGUUCUUGAUCUUCAUGGCAAACAAAAGCAACAGAAGCGAACAAGCACAUUUUUUGAGUUUGUAAAUGCCGAGUCUGGUGUUUUGUUGUGCACGGAUGUGGCAGCUCGUGGUUUAGAUAUCCCAGCAGUUGAUUGGAUUCUACAGUUUGAUCCACCAGAUGAUCCAAGAGAAUAUAUUCAUAGAGUAGGUCGAACAGCACGAGCAGGCGGACGAGGAAAAGCACUCUUGUUUCUACUUCCUACGGAGCUUGGGUUCCUACGGUACUUGAAGCAUGCCAAAGUGCCAUUGAACGAAUACCAGUUCCCCCCAAACAAAAUAGCAAAUGUGCAAGGUCAACUUGAGCGACUAAUCGAAAAGAACUACUAUCUUAAUCGAUCAGCCAAGGAUGGAUAUAGAUCCUACUUGCAAGCAUAUGCAUCACAUUCACUCAAAAAGAUUUUUGAUGUUGGGGUGUUGGAUUUGCAACGGGUAGCAAAAGCAUAUGGGUUUACAGUUCCACCAUCAGUGAAUCUUACAAUGGGGGCAUCGGGAAAGACUGACCGUAGGCAACAGAACAAGAAACAGGCGCGCCGUGGCAUGUAUGGGUCCAAAGUUGGUGACAAAAGUAGUGAUGGUCGGCAGUUUAGUCACUAGCUGUGUAUAGCCGUAUUCACAUAAACUGGACCACUAAAUAAAAAUGCUAUACAUAAUAAACGGCCAAUCUCAUG
Batrachochytrium dendrobatidis JAM81 is the source of this 1520-nucleotide messenger RNA. RefSeq names its product ATP-dependent RNA helicase HAS1. Gene Ontology annotation, biological process: maturation of LSU-rRNA from tricistronic rRNA transcript (SSU-rRNA, 5.8S rRNA, LSU-rRNA). Gene Ontology annotation, molecular function: ATP binding; nucleic acid binding; RNA helicase activity. Gene Ontology annotation, cellular component: nucleolus. The transcript has 5 exons. The record is from RefSeq and is a predicted model, not a curated record. Lineage: Eukaryota; Fungi; Chytridiomycota; Chytridiomycetes; Rhizophydiales. The coding region runs from base 64 to 1446 and encodes 460 amino acids.